AGGUUUUGUAGCCCACUGUGCAUCGCAUGACGCUCAACCACUGAGGCUAGCACCCUCUCUGUCGCUCUGUCGCCAUUCGACUAUGUAUAUGCUAUCCUUCUUGCUCACGCCGCCUGCCUUUCGGUUUGUUUCUUUUGUGCCUAUUUCCGCUUGUUAGGUCAGCUUUCCCCCUUCUCCAUCACCAUCCCCUUUUUGUGCUCCCUUUUUGGGCUCCAAGUUCUGGCAGUCCUUUAGGAACUAUGACAGCCAAAAUAAUAGGGUAUGGAAAGAAAAAUCAAAACAUUUUCCGUAUUCACUAUAAAUAAGGACACAUAAUAUAUUUAUUUAAAAUUUUAAGAAAAAUACGGAUUGUAAUUUUCAUUCAAAGAUACAUGUAUUUAAUUAUUUUGUGAUAUUGUUUUCAUAAAUUAGUUUGAACUAUUUCGUUAACCGCUGCUGUAUAUUAUUGUUUUGUCCUCCGUGUGCGAGAGUAAAGUUGUGUGUCAGUUUGCGUGUGUGAGUGGGUGUAAGCAAGGGUAAGAAAGGAAAAGAAAAGGCAAAAAGGAGUAGGACAAUAACUAAAUUGGAUGGGGGCAUUAAGAAAAGGGAAUAAAAGUAAGGUUGUUUUGUGUGUGACCCAACCAAAACCCAAUUAACUUUUGAAUAUUGCGCAAAUUUGCGCGCCUAUCGUCCGUUAACCAACACUGCCCGCUGAAUGCAACCCUGCUCAAACACAAACAUAAAAGUACACACACACACAGAAGCGCAGUGAGACCCAGGGAGGCAAAAAAAUUCACACACAAGCAAAUAUUUUUUUGUUAUUAUUGAACAGUGAAGAACAGCGCAACAAAAAAACGAGCUUACGAAUGUGAAAAGCAAAGCGGGUGUGUGGAAAACGGCAACAACAAAAGCCAAAGGGAAAGCCAAAAGAAAAUCACUCGCGGGGGAGCAAAUUCGGCAGAGAAACACGAACAAGAAUCAGAGAAGGAGAAUAAGAAGAAGAAGAAGCGCAGCCGCUAAUUGUCGCGUCGUUCGUUGUUGUUGCUGCCUUGCGAAAAAAAAAAUGAAAACCAAAAAGAAAAUUGCACAAAAAUAAAGCAAAUUAAUAAAAUGAAACGAAUAAAAUGAUUAACAUGUUAAAGAACAGCAGGAAACUUAAGAAACGAACGAGAAACAGCGGCGAAAGGAAAAAGCAAAAAGGAGAACAACCGAAAAGGUCAAAAAUGUGAGCGAAAGAGAGAGACUUCCCCAAAAAAAAAAACCGAAAGAAAAAUGGAGCAAAAGUGAAAAACCUGUGUGUGUGUGUGUUUAGUAAUCAAAAAUUGCACAAAAUGCGAGAAGAGAUGAGAGCAAAUCAAUAGUAACAAUAACAGAAAGAAAAGGAGCAAAGGAGAGGAGCAAAAGUAACGGCAACUACAUAGGUGUGUGUGCGUGUGAGACAAACGAAAAAAAAAACACACAACUUUUUUUUUUUUCUCAAAUAAAAAUGUGGAAAUCAAGCAAGGAAACAACAAAAGCUAAAAGAACAACAACAAUAAAAACGCCAGCCAGGAGCAGCGCAGUUCGCAACGACUGCGAAGUCAGCGUCGCCGCAUGGAAAGCACAAAAAACCGCAUGACAAGGAAAUGGAAAAUUUUUGUGCAGCCAAAAAAACCAAAUGUGAACAUAAAAGAAAGGCAAAAAGCGAGGCGUUGAGCGAAAGAAAAACAAAACAAAACAUCAAAAAAACGUGUGUGCUUGUGUUUUCCAAUAUAAAAUAAUAAUAAAAAUAAUAAUAACAGCAAGACGAAAAAGCGGCUUACAAGAAAAAAAAUAUUGAAAGCGGAUAAAGAAGAAAUCAUAACUAAAGAAGGAGCAGAGCAAAAACGAAUUAACUGAAGAAGAAGAAGAAGAAGCAAAAACCUGGAAAAUAUACAACAACAAAUUGAUUACUAAAAGGCAGCUUUAAAACCAGAAAUAUUAACAAAAGAAGAAAAAAUACAGCCGCCUAAAAAGCAGAUUUUUAAAUAGGAGAGUUGUAGAAAUCUUCGAAAAAUAAUAAAUAUAACUAAAUAUAAAACAUAGCUGAAGGAGACGCCAAAAAGCAGCCACCGCAUCCUGAGCAGCUCAAAGCAAGGAAAUAUAAAUCGGUUAAAAUAUAUAUAUAAAAGAAUAUAUCGCUGCCAUGGCCAGCAGCGCAACAAACGUCGACGGCGGCAGCGGGACGUCGGCGGCGCUGCCAUCGCUCUUCCCCGCCGUCGGCGCCGUUGCCGGCGUCAAGGAUAUGGAUGGACUGAUGGCCAUUAACGAUAGCGCCCUAUCGCAACAGAUCGAAUUUAUACUGCAGGAUGCUCCCAUGGAGCAGGACGACGAUCCUCACCAGCAUUCGCAUGUGCAUCACCAUCAUCAGCACUCGUCCCAUUCGCAUACGCACUCGCAUCAUACACACUCGCAUUCGCAUCAGCAACACCAUCAUCCGCAUCAUCAUCUAAAGCUGGACAACAACAGCAGCAGCAGCAGCAGUAGCAACAACCACCCACCGACAGCAGCAGCAGCAGCAGCAAUUGUGACUGUAACAACAGCAGCAACAUCAACCAACAACAGUGCUUCCUUCAGCAGCAGCAGCAGCAAUAAUAGCAGCAACACCAACAGCAAUCACCUGGACAACCAGCAACAGUUGCUCAUUCAGCAGCAACAACAGCAGCAACAUCACCUUUUAAACGGUCGCCGCAUUAUUAUCCAGGCUACGGGUAAUUCAACUGUUUUGGCCGCCAGCGAUAUAAAGGAGGAGGAUGAAGAGGAGGAGGAUCCGGAGUUAAAUGAUGAGAAUCUGCAGGAUAUCGAAGAGGAGGCUCAGGCAGCCGAAGCGGAUGAGGAACCCGAAAGUACCACGCAGCAUUUGUCCACUCAGGUUAAGCUGGAGCUGGAAGAGGAUGAGGAAAUGCCUGAUGAGGAGGAAGAAGAGGAUGAGGAUGAUGAUGACGAUCAGCAGCAUGGACAAUUGGAGUACCAAAUUGGUUCGUCUGCGCAAACGGGCGGAGGGACAAGUAAUGCCGGUGGCGGUGCCGCAACAGCCGGUGGUGGAUCACAGCAAUUGGUUCAAUUGCCUGCCGGGAGUAUUGUGAGCACCACGACCCACCGAUUGUCCGUACCAGUGACCGAUGCUGCUCUUGUCCAGCUGCAACGUCGACCUGUUUACAUUAGCAAUGCUGUUGGUGGCCUAACAGCUGGCACAACCUAUGUGAGAAUGCCAGCGGCGGCGGUUAUCAGUCGAAGUCCCAUGACGGUGCUGAAUGUGGUGCAACAGGCGUUGCCGGCUACUCAGUUGAUAUUGCAAACGCAACCGCAGCAACAACAACAGCAGCAGCAACAACAACCACAACAACAACAACAACAGACACCGACGGCGACGGCAGAUCUGCAAUUGGCCUUGGCCUUGGAGCAGCAAAGGCAACAGCAAGAGCAGCAGGCUCAGCAGCAAAGGCAGCAACAGCAAGAACAGCAACGCCAACAACAGCAGCAGCAACAGGCGGCGCAACAAGAACAGCAGAGGCAGCAACAGCAGCAGCAGGCGCAGCAGCAGCAGCAGCAACAACAGCAGGCGCAGCAGCAGCAACAACAACAGCAAUCCCAUCCAGUAAAGCAUUCAGCAUCCAGCUCUUCCUCCAGCAGCAACAGCAACACCACAAACUCCACCAAUAGCAACAAUAACCCUCCGGCGGCGACUGUUACCACCAGUUAUCAGUGCGUCGAAUGUGUGGAAAAGUUUGAUUCCAAGGAACUCUUCGAUAUCCAUCGCAGUGGCCAUGCCAACAACAUGAAGUGCGCCAUCUGCAAUAUGGUUUUGAAGUCCCUAAAGAACUAUGAAAAACACUGCCUGCGUUGCAAGCCGUACGAGUGUCAAAUUUGCGGUCGAGUCGUCCGUUUUCGCCCGAAUUUUAUCAAGCACAUGCGAGUGCAUACGGGUCAGCAGUCGGAGCGGCACAAAUACAAAUGUGAGGUGUGCCACAAGGAGUUCAUGAGCUUUGAGUACUUUAAGGUGCACAAGAAGAUCCACAACGAGAAUGUCAACUUGACCUGUGAGAUCUGCGGCAAGGUCUUCAGUGCUCUGGCCUCGCUGCGAGGUCAUUCCAAGUUGCAUUCGGGUGUCAAACUGCACAAAUGCGAUGUAUGUGGCAAGGGCUUCGGACAGCGCUACAAUUUGAAGAUUCACGCCAGAACGCACACGGGUGACUUUCCCUUCGAGUGCAAAAUUUGCAAGAAGAAGUUGCACACGCAAUCGUCGUUGCAAACUCACAUGCAGGUCCAUUUGAGGGAUCAACCUGGCGGUGCUGCUGCAGCGGGUGCUGCUGGAGCAACCUCCUCGAAGGCCAGCAAUAGCAGCAAUUCAAGCAACAGCAGCAACUCCAGUAGUAGCAAUUCGAGUAGCAACAGUGGAACGGCAGCGGCGGCGGCUGCAACAACGACAACGAUUGUUAAGCUGGAGCCGCCCCACGAGAUGGAAAGGCCCGGCACCAGUAGCAAUCAGCAGCUGCAGCAGCAAGCCCACCAGCACCAAAUGGAACUGGAUGAACAGUCGGGACUGAGCGGAGAUGAGGAGGAUGGCAGCGGCGGCGGUAUGAACUCCUCCUCGCACAUUGUGAACGCAACCACCAAUCGCUUGACCACCGGCGAGGACUCAUCGGAGUCCUCGAAUGCCUCGCUACACCUGAACCAGCACUCCUCCACCUCAUCCUCGCCAGCCUCGCAGCACCAAAUGUCUCAUUUGCAGCAGGUGCAACAGUCGCAGCAACAACAGCCGCAAUAUCUCGUUUCGGCCCCAACACGAACGAUUGUCAUUAAGAAUUAUAUGCAGCAGGGAUCCCAGCAGCAACAGACCUCCGAUCCAACGCCCGUGCUGCAUGCACAGGUCAUCCAGAGCGGUGCAGGCACCAGCAACGGCAACGGCAACACCUCCUCCAACAAUAGCAACAGUAGUAGCAACAUUAUUACCAGCAAUCUUAGCAAUGGCUCGCAAUUGAUACGAAAGACGCCAAUCAUUCAUCAUUCAACGGGAAGCAACAAUGGUAGCGGCGGCUCAGCGCUGACAAGUGUGGUCCAGCAGACAGGUGUUAUUUCGCCUGCUCAAUCGCCAUCGUCAUCCUCGACCUCUUGCUCCUCAUCAACGGUGCUGGUAUCCAAGGCCACCGGUGUGCCAUUAUCUAUAGCUUCCUCGGCGGCGGCUGCUCUCGGUGGUUCUACGAUUAUACGCAGCACAAGGAACCACCAACAGCAGCAGCAACAACAAGCCCAACAACAACAGCAGCAGCGAGUGACGCAGCGCAACAACCACCGAAAUCACCACCGACGUCGUCAUUUGGCUGAUAUGGAUGACGAUGAAGACGAGGACGAAGAUCAACAGCUGUUACAGCAGACGCAAACACAAGCCCCACAACAGCAUCACCAUCAUCAUCAUCAUCAUCACAACCAUCACCACAAUCAUCAUUUCGAUGACGAUGAUGACGAUGAGAAAUCUUCACCGUCCUUGGCCACAGCUGCCAUUAUUAAAGUGGAACCAAAUCUAUAUUCCUCCGGCUCCGGCGACAAUUCCAACGAUAUGUUCAUCAAAGAGGAAGUUAUGUUUGAGGACUCAGCUGCCCUGCAUUCCCCACAAUCGCCGCCAAGUUCAAAAUUCCGUAUAUCGAACUUUGAUAGUGAUUUGGUUGAUCAUCAUGUUGAUUUAAAUCAUUCGCUACCGCCGUAUGGUAAUCUAUUUGAACCACAUUCGAUACCGGAUAGCAUACCGGUUCAGCUAUAUCCGGAUGAUGAUGAUGAUUUCCGGCUGGAUCAUAGUUCGUUGGGUGCACUGCACAAUACAACAUCAUCGUCGACCACCGAUGGAGACUUCAUCAAGAAGGAAUGGGUCUACGGCACGGGCACUAGUUCCUAUGCCAUGAACGGCAAAUUCGAUGACGAUAGCGAUGCCCUCUGCGAUGCGGCCAAUUUUAUUUACAAUUGAGUGCAGGCAGCCGCUGCCAUUGUGGUGGAUAAUCAGCAUAAUCAUAAUCGUCGUCGUCAUCAUUGUCAUUGGAAACGGAAGAGAAGUCCGCGUGGUCGGGUGAAGCAAGUGGUGGUGGUAGAGGAGGAGGAUGAGAAGCAGCUACAUUGCGAUGAGGAAGAGCCAGAUGUGGAGGAGGAAGAGGAAAAGGAACUGGAACAGGAUCAGCAGCAACGCUAUGUCCUGCGACGCGUUCACGAUGCAGCCAUGUGGAGCUGAAGAUUCGGUUAACCCAGAUUCAUAGCUAUACCACGUAUAUAUAUAUUACAUAUAUGUCCCCCCACAUCUACCACACACACACACACCACAAACACACACACAUGAAAAACACACAACCAAGAGGGCGAAUCGAGUUGCGUGCAAUUUGAGUGCAAAAAAUGCAAAUAUUUUAUGAAGAAUUCUAACUAGUUUCGCUGUAAAAACUUUAGUACUAAUAACUUUUUUGAGCUGCUCGAAAAAAAAAAAAGGUUUUAAUAAUAGGAAAAAAUCCUAAAUUAAUGCAAAAGAGAAGGCAUUAAGGAAAAUAUUUAAAGCGGGCAACAAACAUUUGAAUGUGUAAUAGCAACCUGAUUUCAAACCAAUUUACGCUUUAAAAACUUUAGAUUUUAUAUGACUAUAUAGUUUUGAUUGAUUUAUCAGCUGGUUUUAAAAUAUCUGGUAUAAUUCAAAAGAAACAAAAACAAAUUGUAAUUAGUUCUUUUUUUUUUUUUGUAACCCAGUUAAUGACUUUCGCCAAUUUGAUUGUAUAAAAUUUUAGAUCUAAGAUUGAAUUUUGACUUACCCAAAAAAAAAAAAAGGAAAGUGAAAAUUGGGUAUAAUAUUUUUGAAUAAGAAAUAUUAGUUUUAGCUUGAAAACCAACCAAUAUUAGUACUAAAGUUUCCAAGACCAAAUUAUUUAGAAUUUUCCAUAAUAGACGACGUCUUCUUCCUUAUUGUA
Molecule: messenger RNA, 6932 nt
Organism: Drosophila eugracilis
Lineage: Eukaryota; Metazoa; Arthropoda; Insecta; Diptera; Drosophilidae
Product: zinc finger protein 236
Exons: 6
Coding region: 2144-5956 (1270 amino acids)
Biological process (GO): regulation of transcription by RNA polymerase II
Molecular function (GO): DNA-binding transcription factor activity; RNA polymerase II cis-regulatory region sequence-specific DNA binding
Source: RefSeq, a predicted model, not a curated record